AUGUAUCCACUAACGUUUAUUAUCAAGAUUGAUGCUUUCAGCAGCCAAGAUGGCUACACAGGUGCGUACGCCAUUCAUCAGAAGGAGCAACUCAUUGAAGCAAGUUUGAAGAAGGCUAAUAAUGAUUGCUGUUCCAUGGAUCCUAUCUCUGCCGAUGAGUUUGCUGCUAUACUUGGCGUUGUAACCAAACUUGUGCCUGAUGUUGUCAAAGUCUUAGGUAGCAUUGUUAGCAAGAAGCUUGAAUUUAACAACCUUGCUCUUGCCACUGCUUUGUUGAAGAAGGAUAUCAAGACAAUCAACACUUUAACAACAUCUUUGACGACAUGUUUGUCGAGCAAGGUAUCUAUUCUCGAUAGUGUAAUAGGAACCGCUCUAAAAAAAAAGAGCUUGAUAUAG
Messenger RNA from Mucor velutinosus, 396 nucleotides. RefSeq lists its product as uncharacterized. The transcript has a single exon. The record is from RefSeq and is a predicted model, not a curated record. Bases 1 to 396 code for a protein of 131 amino acids. NCBI's taxonomy places the organism in Eukaryota, Fungi, Mucoromycota, Mucoromycetes, Mucorales, Mucoraceae.